This is a messenger RNA of Panicum virgatum (switchgrass), 1534 nucleotides long. RefSeq lists its product as uncharacterized. The transcript is spliced from 8 exons. Lineage: Eukaryota; Viridiplantae; Streptophyta; Magnoliopsida; Poales; Poaceae. The record is from RefSeq and is a predicted model, not a curated record. Bases 342 to 938 code for a protein of 198 amino acids.
GCCCCGCAGGGCCGCGCCCUCGGCCCCUCGCCCCGCCCCGCCUGUUGUCUUCCAGUUCCAGCUCGCACCACCUCCCACUUCCGAUCUCGCCUCACCCUCUGCUCCGCAAUUAUUCUGACCCCCACCCACCCCUGCCGGUCAUCUCCUACAAACCCUUCACAUCCAAGUAUCCAACCCACGCACGAAACACAGGCUGCGGCGCUGCGCCAUCUUUCUCAGAUAGAUGGCGAGCUCCGGUGAGGACGUGCGUGCGGCGGCGGCCCCAGGCCAAGGCUUGCGCGCGGCGGAGUCCCGCGGUGAAGUCGUGCUCGUGCCUGCGGCGGCCGCGGCCUCCAGCGAGGAUGGGGCGGUCAUGCUGUUGGAGGACGGACGACUACCCCUGCACGGCGCGCUUCCGAUUCCGGCGGCUCCUCGCGUUCCUCCGCUGGGAAUACUGCUGCGAUAAGAUCUACGGCGUGGCAAAAGAAUGGUUGGGUGUGAUCUUCCACGUGGAGGACCUGGUGGCGCAGGUCAAAGCCGGCAAAUUGCAGGAGGCGUAUCAGUAUGUCCGCUCCUUCGCGACCAUCAAUGACUCGAGCAAUGAGGCCGAACUCCUCGCACAGUUUCUCCAAUACCUCAAGGCCAUCAGCGGCUUCUCUGAAGGCCGCAUCAGGGAGGGAGGCCUUUUCCGCGACUGGUUCGGUAGGAUUUACGGGCAUCCUAAGCUCAACACUUACCCCUGCUUCGCCUCCAUCGUUGCCGAUGCCCUCUUCCUGCGCAUAGCUCAACUCAGCUUCAGGAGCUCCCUGAACUGGAAACUUGUCUGCAACAAGGCAGCGGAGAUGGUUGAGGAAAUGGCCUACAAGGCGCCCGAUCUCAAGGAAAGGAUGCGUUACCCACGCUGCCGGAGCGACCUGUACGAUGUAAUGCCCAUCACGUCUAGCUUUCGUGGAAGGUGAAGAACAUUGGCCACAAACAACUAACCGAUCUUGCCCAGUUUUAUCUUCAGAUGAAGAAGAGGCUGCCUUCUUCAAGUCAGGCGAAAUGUCAUGAUUAUUCAGUUUUUCCACUCAUAGAGGUGCUAGCUUAUAAAUAUAUACCUGAACGCUUGAGAGAACUAGCAAAUCGAUGUAAACAUACAUCCAACCAAGGCAUGAACUACUUGAGGUUUGAGGAGUCUCAGCAGGAUACUGCCCAUCCAGGAAAUGAUUUAAAGAGGCCACGAACAACUGGGAAUUUUGGUGAGUUCAGGAGCUCAGACAGGACGAUGGUGUGUGCCAGCCAUGCUGUGGUGGCCUCCGACUAAAUUAUGGCUUAUGCUGUGUUUGCUCUUUGUGUUCCUCAGCUGAAUAGACCUUUAAUUACUUAUGGAACUUGUCAGAAUGCCAUGUCAUCUGUCGGGGCGCCAGUUUAUCCUGUUGCUACUUACUAGUACUCUUUUCAAGCAUUACUGGGGACAUCUAAGUGUGACCUCGAACAAACAUUGUAAUAUUAUCGCACUAUUCUAUUUGUCUAGUUCGUAUCAAAAGGCCAUAAUCGGUUGACAUGGUCAAAA